This is a messenger RNA of Coniosporium apollinis CBS 100218, 1413 nucleotides long. RefSeq lists its product as uncharacterized. The transcript has 3 exons. Gene Ontology annotation, biological process: transmembrane transport; monoatomic cation transport. Bases 1 to 1413 code for a protein of 470 amino acids. Gene Ontology annotation, molecular function: monoatomic cation transmembrane transporter activity. Gene Ontology annotation, cellular component: membrane. NCBI's taxonomy places the organism in Eukaryota, Fungi, Ascomycota, Dothideomycetes. The record is from RefSeq and is a predicted model, not a curated record.
AUGGUGGGCGGCCGUCGACAACAACUCAAUUCCCUCAGCACAAAUGGCAACAAGGACAACAGCGGGCAUCAUGGAAGAAACCUCCAUAAGAACGGGUGGUAUCGCGAUGAUAUCGAGACGGGCACGCGAUCGCCUGGGCAGAGAUUCAGAGAUAUGGUCAACCAGACUAUAGUCAAGAACCGAUCCAACGAGCUGAAGCGGAAGCUCUUAGACGGCAUCGAUCGAGAUGCCCUCGAGAGGUUUCGGAAGAGCGACAAGGAGCUGAAAGAAAUAAGCAACAAGAAAGUCCGCGCCUUUUACGAGUCCCAAAACGAGCGUCUCGACGACAUGCUCAAGGUCGACACCGUCGUGAUGGCAAUCGCCGACGACGUGCUCGAAAGCAUGAACCCACAAGACCUCGACAACGACGGGGUCGCCGAAAGCGGCGGGCCCCUUCGCAGCACCGGCGGAAACAUCGAGCCCUUCCUCCCCGACGACGAGCGCGAGAAACGGCGGAAAGCGCGGCGGAAUGCUAAGUGGGCCAUCAACAUUAAUGUCGUUGCGAAUAUCCUCCUCCUGGCCGCGAAGUGUGCCGCAGCGGGCUACUCCUCCUCGCUGUCCCUCAUCGCCUCGCUCGCCGACUCGGCCCUCGAUCUCCUCUGCACGCUGAUUGUGUGGUCCACGAACAAGCUCGUCCAGUGGCGUCUGGCGCGCCUGAAAGCCAAGUUCCCCGUCGGCCGCAAGCGCCUCGAGCCCCUGGGCAUCCUCGUCUUCUCCAUCAUCAUGAUCGUCUCCUUCCUCCAGAUCCUGAAAGAGUCGGUCGAGAAAUUGCUACCGGGCGAGGGAGAAGCAGCGCCCCUCCCCGCCGUCGCGAUUGGCGCCCUGGCGGCGACCGUGGGUAUCAAAGGCUUCAUCUGGAUCGGGUGUGCGCGGAUAAAGACGACGCAGAUCCAGGCAUCUUCACGUGCUGACCCCAACGCGUCAGACUGUAAAACCGACGUCGUCUUCAACACCCUCUCCCUAGCCUUCCCCCUAAUUGGCCACCGCUUCAACAUCUGGUGGCUCGACCCGCUCGGCGCCCUCCUCCUCUCGCUCUUCAUAAUCUACGACUGGGCCGACACUUUGCUCCAAAACGUGACGCGCCUUACUGGGGCCGCCGCCUCCCCGCGUCUACACAAGAAGCUGCUGUACUUAGCAUGGCGCUUCGCGCCGGUUGUGGACGGCUACAAGGCUGUUACAGCGUACCAUGCGGGGGAUGGGGUGUGGGUCGAGAUGGACAUCAUGUUGGAUGAAAAGACGCCGUUGAGACGGGCGCAUGAUGUUGCGGAGACGCUGCAGUAUUGUGCUGAGGGGCUUGAGGAGGUGGAUAGGGCGUUUGUGGCUAUGGAUUAUAUGGUGCAGGGACCUACGGGGCAUGCGGGUGAGGGAAUGUGA